GCCCUCCGUCCUUCCAGUCCGGCCCUCGGCCCAGGCGCGCCGCACCAUGCCUGCCGUGGACAAGCUCCUGCUAGAGGAGGCGUUGCAGGACAGCCCCCAGGCUCGCUCUUUACUUAGUGUAUUUGAAGAAGAUGCUGGCACCCUCACGGAUUAUACCAACCAGCUGCUCCAGGCCAUGCAGCGCGUCUAUGGAGCCCAGAAUGAGAUGUGCCUGGCCACUCAACAGCUUUCUAAGCAGCUGCUGGCAUAUGAAAAACAGAAUUUUGCCCUUGGCAAAGGGGAUGAAGAAGUAAUUUCGACACUGCAUUAUUUUUCCAAAGUAGUGGAUGAGCUUAACGCCCUCCACACAGAGCUGACUAAGCAGCUGGCAGAUACAAUGGUUCUACCUAUUAUACAGUUUCGAGAAAAAGAUCUCACAGAAGUAAGCACUUUAAAGGACCUUUUUGGACUGGCCAGCAAUGAGCAUGACCUCUCAAUGGCAAAGUAUAGCCGGCUUCCUAAAAAAAAGGAGAAUGAGAAGGUGAAGACUGAAGUGGGAAAAGAGGUGGCUGCUGCCCGGCGGAAACAGCACCUCUCGGCCCUGCAGUACUACUGUGCCCUCAACACGCUGCAGUACAGAAAGCGGGCGGCCAUGAUGGAGCCCAUGGUAGGCUUUGCCCAUGGACAGAUUAACUUCUUUAAGAAGGGAGCAGAGAUGUUUUCCAAACACAUGGACAGCUUUUUAUCCUCCGUUGCAGACAUGAUUCAAAGCAUUCAGGUAGAACUGGAAGCCGAAGCAGAGAAGAUGCGGGUGUCCCAGCAGGAAUUACUUUCUGUUGAUGAAUCCAUUUAUACUCCAGACUUUGAUGUGGCUACACCACAAAUCAACAGGAAUCUCAUCCAGAAGGCUGGUUACCUUAACCUCAGAAACAAAACAGGGCUGGUCACCACCACCUGGGAGAGGCUCUACUUCUUCACCCAGGGCGGGAAUCUCAUGUGUCAGCCCAGGGGAGCCGUGGCUGGAGGCUUGAUCCAGGACCUGGACAACUGCUCGGUGAUGGCUGUGGACUGUGAAGACCGGCGAUACUGCUUCCAGAUCACCGCUCCUAAUGGGAAAUCGGGAAUAAUCCUCCAGGCAGAGAGCAGAAAGGAGAACGAAGAGUGGAUCUGCGCAAUAAACAACAUCUCCAGACAGAUCUACCUGACCGACAAUCCAGAGGCAGUCGCCAUCAAGUUGAAUGAGACAGCUCUCCAAGCAGUCACUCCUAUUACAAGUUUUGGCAAAAAACAAGAAAACUCGUGCCCCAGCCAGAACCUGGAAAAUUCCGAGGUGGAAAAUGACCAGACUGUCCCCAAAGCCACAGCAAGUGUACCUGAAGCAGAACAACUGAUCGCACCUGGAACACCUAUUCAGUUUGACAUCGUACUUCCUGCCACAGAAUUCCUCGAUCAGAACCGAGGGAGCAGGCGUAUCAACCCUUUUGGUGAAACUGAGGAUGAUUCCUUUCCAGAAGCGGAAGAUUCUCUUUUGCAACAGAUGUUUUUAGUUCGGUUUUUGGGAUCAAUGGCUGUUAAAACAGACAGCACUACGGAAGUGAUUUAUGAAGCAAUGAGACAAGUACUGGCUGCUCGGGCUAUUCAUAACAUCUUCCGGAUGACGGAGUCCCACCUAGUGGUCACCAGUCAAACCCUGAGAUUGAUAGAUCCUCAGACCCAAGUUUCAAGAGCCAGUUUCGAACUUACAAGCAUCACACAAUUUGCUGCUCAUCAAGAAAACAAGAGGCUGGUUGGAUUUGUCACCCGUGUUCCUGAAUCCACAGGAGAAGAGUCUCUGAGCACAUACAUUUUUGAAAGCAACUCAGAAGGCGAAAAGAUAUGUUAUGCUAUUAAUUUGGGAAAAGAAAUUAUUGAGGUUCAAAAGGAUCCAGAAGCAUUGGCUCAGUUAAUGCUGUCCAUACCACUAACCAGUGAUGGAAAAUAUGUACUGUUAAACGAUGAACCAGAGGACAAUGAUGGAAAUCCCAGUGAAAACAGAGGCGCAGAAUCUGAAGCAUAACUCACUUGCGCCUGUGAGGGAAGAGGACACAGGAAGGGGAGCUACCUCCUAAGGGUUUUCAACUUCUCUGACAUACAGGGACACUGACACAGAAUGCUGACAAUCGUUUGUGGAAUGUACUUUUGAAGUCCUGAUACUGAGACUUGGGAGGGAAACAAGUGAGGAAUGGUUGACAACAUUACUACCCAUCUCCAAAUGUUAUUUUAGGUGCUUUGUGGUAAGUCCUUUUCUUAGAUCGCAUUGUUCAGCACUCAGAAAGGUAUGGAAAAUGCAUUGUUCACUUUAUUUGAAUGUCAUCUCUUUUCUUCCAGUAUCCUUUUUUAAAAAUGGCAACAGCCUAGAUUUUCACUUUGAUAAACACUAAAUAUUUCCUAUUAAUAUAAUCUAUUUUUAUAUUUCCCUUAAUGAGCUUUAAGUGCCUGUCAUUCUGAAAAGUAUUUAUAAUCCAGCUCAUGAUUAGGUCUCAUAAUUGGACCUAACAGCAUCAUUUUGUGCAGUUAGGUGACAAGCACUACUUUGAAGCCCGAGCACUAGUACAGAUGCAGGUCUAGUUUUGGUAACUGUUCCAGGUGCCAUGCAAUAAAAAGCUGAUAAAUACCACAAAAGAUGGUUUACAGUGGCGCCUUACUGGCCCAGCAUUCUGAAGCUUAGGGUCCUCCUAGAUAUGAGGAGUUUUAGAGGUGGGACAGGGUGCAGCUCUACCAGUUCCUAUUUCUUCUGCUGAGCCAGAACCUCCUCAAAGAAGGGACCAGUUAAUUUUAAAACUCACUUGAAGCACAACUGGUUAUAGGGCUUGGGAUGAAGUUCCUAUUUCUACCCUGACACUGUUGGUUUCUAGCACCCCAGCCCACUCUUCCAUCCCUCUUACCUAAUAAAGAUCUUGAAUUGGUACAGUAUGUUUAAAUGUAACCAAGCUCAACAGACUCAUUAUCUUUUUAAUAAAUUAACCUAGUAAUAAAAAUUAUUAUGUUUC
Otolemur garnettii (small-eared galago) is the source of this 3008-nucleotide messenger RNA. RefSeq names its product adaptor protein, phosphotyrosine interacting with PH domain and leucine zipper 2 (gene APPL2). Gene Ontology annotation, molecular function: protein binding. The record is from RefSeq and is a predicted model, not a curated record. Gene Ontology annotation, biological process: signaling. The transcript is spliced from 21 exons. NCBI's taxonomy places the organism in Eukaryota, Metazoa, Chordata, Mammalia, Primates, Galagidae. The coding region runs from base 47 to 2035 and encodes 662 amino acids. Gene Ontology annotation, cellular component: cytoplasm; endosome membrane.